ACACACACAUAUCAGUUUGACACACGUACUUUUGGAUUUCCCCGCAUCAGUCGGACUCAUGUAUCGUUUAAUAAUGGGACACAUGACAACGCAUAAUCCGUGUACGGUGCUUUGCUGACUACUUAAGCAGUUCAGCAGGUCAAACCAAUCCCAGCGGUGUAUCUGCCUUAUUCUCAAACAUGUCGGAAUCGAAUGAAAGCUCUUUGAACAUAAAUUUCUUGAAAGAAUCUGUAUUAAAAAGGCUCUGUGAGUCUCUUGAUAAAGCCAACAAUAAAGGAUGGCGAAAACUGGGGGAGAUUGUGAAAAAUGACAAGAGGUUUAAAGUGAGUCUCGAAGACAUGGACAUGUGUUCUCUGAAGGCUUUGGAGGCAGAUGGUAGUCCUUCCCGAACACUUCUCAAACUCAUUGGAGAUCAGGGCUGUAUCCAGGGAGAACUGAUGGAGUUUUUACAGAUCAUGGGUCACACGGAGGCCCUGCAGUGUCUCAAACCUCCAGGAAUUCAAAUCCUGGUUCAGCCGCAGUCAGUUUCUGUCAUCGCCGGACACAACCUUCGCCUCAGCUGUUAUGCUGUCGGUGCUUCACCUGUGCAGUUCCAGUGGUUUAAGAAAACUGAGGAGGUACGCAACAGUUCUUCCCCAGACCUUGUGUUCAGCCCAGUCCAGGUCAGAGAUGCAGGGUUUUAUAUCUGUAGGGUAAACUGUGGAAGCACGUAUGAGUUCAGUCAGUGGGUACAAGUAGACGUCCUUGAUGUCCCACCAAGAUAUGGUUUAGUGUCUCUGACAUCGGAGGUCAGGCCGAGGGUGUUGAUCCAGCCUCAACCUCAAAGGCUGCUGAUUGGAGAUUUACUGUAUCUGGAGUGUGGAGCUGCUGGUAGACCGCUGCCGCAAUAUCAGUGGUACAGAAAUGGAGUGCCAAUCAAAAAAGCCAACAAGAGGAAGUUCACUGUCAAGAAUGUGUUGCCAGAGCAUCAGGGAAGAUACCGCUGCGAGAUCUGCUGCAAUAAUGAACGAACAUGGAGCAGUGAAGUUGAGGUUGUUGUUAUUGCAAAUCCUUGCCUUUCUCAAAUGAAAGAGGCACGAAUAUUUCCCCAAAUAUCAGGAGCAAUGGAGUGCUCUGAAGAUGAUUUUUUGUCCAUCAAUAAGGAUUACAGUUUUGAGAAACCUUAUGCUACAGACAAAGUGGCUCUUCUGAUUGGAAACCUCACAUACCGAAACCACCCACAGCUGAAAGCACCCAUGGUAGACGUGUACGAUCUCACCAAUCUGCUGCGACAGCUGAACUUUAAAGUGGUCUCUCUGCUGGAUCUGACAGAGUCCGAGAUGAGGAACGCCGUGGAGGAGUUUCUGUCCCUGCUUCAUAAAGGAGUGUAUGGUUUGUUGUAUUACGCUGGACAUGGUUAUGAGAACUUUGGGAACAGCUUCAUGGUGCCCGUCGAUGCCCCGAAUCCUUACCGUUCGGGCAACUGUCUCUGUGUUCAGAGCAUCCUGAAACUCAUGCAGGAGAAGGAGACCGGCCUCAAUGUCUUCCUGCUGGACAUGUGCAGGAAAAGAAACGUACACGAUGACGCCAUGCCAAACGUCAUGCUCAAAGUCACAGCCAAUAUCGUGUUUGGAUAUGCUACCUGCCAAGAUGCCGAGGCGUUUGAAUUGAGCUCAAGUGGAUUCACCAAUGGAGUCUUCAUCAAAUUCCUGAAGGAGCGCCUCCUGGAGGAUGAGAAGAUAACGGUUCUGCUAGACAGAGUCGCUGAAGAUAUGGGUCAGUUUGACCCCACUAAGGGUAAGCAGGCUCUGGAGAUCCGCAGCAGUCUGUCUGAGAGACGGUCCCUCACUGAUCCCAUCUGCCUCGGGGGAUAUUCAGAUGCAACCGAGGCACACAAUCCACUGUGGUCCAAAGCACACGAACUGCCAGAGAGUAAAAUUCUGGAUUUUGAGUGCGGAGUUCGAAUAAAAAUGGAUUUCGCUGCCGAGUUUUCCAACGUUCUGGUCAUCUACACCAGCAUUGUGAAGAAGCCGGAGGAGAUGCAGUCGUGUCAGGCACACAUAACUGACCUUCCUUUGGACCUUGAUGUGGACCCGAAGCUGAUGAAUAAGGAAACUCUGGAGGAAACAGGAAGCUUCUUAUUGUCAGGAAGUCUCCCUCAGCACUGCCUCUACACCAGACUGAGCUCCCUGCAGAAACUCAAGGAGGAACUAGCUUUCACUGUAUGCCUACAAGUCCAGUUCGGCUCCCUGGAUGAUCUGGUCCAGUGGAACAUGCAUGUAAACAUCGGCAAACCCCUCACCGCCAAACUGGACCUGAACCGUCCCACCAGGAAGAACAGCUGUCAGGUGACAUGCCACAUGCCACACAGCCCAUCCACCAGCCCGAGCCACAGUCCCGGGUCUGACCGCCGCUUCCACAACCAGGACCCCUGCUGCCCCCAGCCGUACGCAAACCCCUACCUCAACGUCUGUGAGCAUCUGCAUGGAGCUCAAGCAGGAUACAGAGAUUUUCAGCUAAACACAGAUCAUGCUUAUCAAUACAUGCCAUUAUCACCACUAAUGAACCCACCCAGCAUUCCCAUCGAGACCACCGAUGACAUUGAUGACAUGCAGAACGAGUUCAUCAAUAGUUUGCAUCUUUAUAAACAUCCGUGAGUGUGAGUGUUGACCCUUUUCACAAGACUGUUAUGACGCGUUUAACGGUCAUCAUAGUCUUAAAUCCUUAAUAAUUUGAUUUUCAAAAAGCAUAUGUACAUUUAUGGGUGGCAUGGUGGUGCAGUGGUUAGCACUGUCGCUUCACAGCAAGAAGGUUGCUGGUUUGAGUCCUGGCUGGGUCAGUUGGUGUUUCUGUGUGGAGUUUGCAUGUUCUCCCCGUGUUGAUGUGGGUUUCCUCUGGGUGCUCCGGUUUCCCCCACAAUCCAAACACAUGAACUAAAGGUAAAUUGGCUGUAGUGUGUGAAUAAGUGUGUAUGGGUGUUUUCCAGUACUGGGUUGUGGCUGGAAGGGCAUCCGCUGCAUAAAACAUGUGCUGAAAUAUAGGGUUGGGCGAUUAAUCGAAAAGUAAUCAAAAUUGUCAUUUAGUACCUAAAAUCUAAUUGCACAGGACAUUUGGGCGCGACUGGAAUACGCCCCCUUGUGGCAGUCGCACAGAAUUUUCUGUUUUAUUUUGGUGUCUGAAAUAAAGGAGUGCAAAAGCAAGAGCCUUUAUUCUCCGUGCGUUCACCAUGAUUGAUUGAAUAAAUGAGUGAAUACUAGAAACUCAUAGACUGCUAAAAAUUUUGGAGGGAAUGUGUAGACAACAUUUUUAAAAAAAAGAAUCAUUUUUAUUACUCAUUUAUGAAUAGAAAAGUUUUUUUUUAUUAUUAUUUAUUUAUUUAUUUUUUUACUUUUUUCUGAUUAAAAAAAUCUACUAUUUCUCAUCUCACGCGCACGGACCUGCUUGGACAACACUGGAAUACAUCACAUCCGGUCGGCCGGUCGCAUACAGUCUAGUCGCAAGAGUUCAAAUAUUUUAACGUAUCCACAACUCAAAUCGGAUCCAAAUUUUCUGCUUGAUUGGAACUUAACGCAGCUCCAGGACUACUCUCUCUUGCAAAAUGAAUGACUUCCGAUAUGUUGCUUGCGUCUGCAGUGGAAAGGCGGCUUUAGAAUCAUGCUAGUUCAUGCUAGAAUCCUGCUAACAUCAGUUGUUGCUAGAUCGGAUACGUUUGCGGUCGGAGGUUAACGAGACUAAUUUGCAUUAUUUAUAAAAUUUCCGAUUUAUUGUAUUUUAUUAAUGUCAACCACGAACCCUAAACCCACCCGUCACAGUAAGGUAGAAACAGUAGUUGUACCGAGUAUUAUUUAUGUUAUCUAUUAAAUUACCCAAUAAAUUGUAUUUUUUAAAGCCUACCCCCACCCCACCCUAAACCCAACUGUAAAAAUACUGUACUGUAAAACACUGUAAAAAUAUUAAUUAUUGUUAUACAGUGUCAUUAAAAAAUGCUGCUACAUUAAUAUGCAUAUCGCACUUCCGGCCGGCCGCGUAUCCGAUCUAGACUUUACCGGUUCAUUCAUGCUAGAAUCAUGCAAUUAUCAACCAAAUACACAGGGAUCCAUGUUGAAGCUUUUUACUGUUUUGCUUCAGUAAAGUUUUUGUAUAGUUUUUCUGUAUCUAUUUAUUCAUUUUUUUUUGCAAUCACCGUUCCCACACCAGUUACAUUGUUGACUGCAGGAAUCUUCUUUCUUCAUUCUUUCAGUCAACUUGAUACUUUUUCAAACUCAAAACAGGCUUUCUCAAGCCACCAUGAAGUUUCUUCUCAAACUUUAACAUCUAGUUUUAAAUUCAAGUAAUGCACUCUUUAUUCAAAAAAUCUCUCACUUGUAAUAUGUGAGCAUGUUUACUGUACAAAACUUAUCAUUGAACAAUGAGGGCAAAAUAAAUAAAUAAAAUAUUCAUUCAUUAAUCAUAAUCAAGAUUUUAGGCCAAAUCGCCCAGCCCUACUGUAAUAGUUUUCGGUUCAUUUUCGCUGUGGCGAAUGGAUAAAUAAGGGACUAAGCUGUAGGAAAAUUAAAGAAUGAAUGUACAUUUAUAAGCAUUCACCUAUGUAUUAUAUCAUCUUAGCAUUAGAUUACAAAAAAUACGAAUUGCAACUUAUGCGAGGCGUUUCUAAUGCAGUGGAUAUGGCAGCAGGACAGUAAAUUUGAUGUUGUUCUCUCUUCUGGCUGCCGCUAUCAGUCUCUCACUAUUUUUUCAUUUCAAGAGUUCACUCUUAGCUAUCGCUUGAUACUCGUUGCAGGUUUGGCAUGCUGUCCUGUGGGAGUGAACCCUGAGCUUGGAGAUACUUGAGCCCAGGGCUCAAAUAUAGAAGGGGGUGAUGGGGUAAAUGGGGGGGGUUCUUCAAAAACGAAGAUACCGGAAGUAAAACAAGCCAAGCUAUUUAUUAAAGGUUAGGAUUCACCUGAUUGGUUUAACAAUGAUUGCGAUGCGGGACCAGCCGCUAUCAAUCAUAGCACGUAAUCUUCGAAAUUAGUUUAUAAAACUCCUCUUUUCUUAAAGUCUUGAUAUGACCAUCGUGGAGUUUUUCUUUUAUUAUUUCAGGAAAUAGGAUCGUGAAAAACUUGUUUGUUGUACUCUCCCAGGCGAUGCGGUGGCACAGUGGGUAGCACGUUCGCCUCACAGCAAUAAGGUCGCUACUUCGAGCCUCGGCUGUGUCAGUUGGCAUUUCUGUGUGGAGUUUGCAUAUUCUCCUCGUGUUCGCGUCGGUUUCCUCCAGGUGCUCCAGUUCCCCAACAGUCCAAAGAUGUGCUAUAGGUGAAUUGGGUAUGCUAAAAAAAUUGACCGUAGUGUAUAAGUGUGUGUGUAUGGAUGUUUCCCAGUGAUGGGUUGCAGCUGGAAGGGCAUCCGCUGUGUAAAACAUAUGCUGGAUAAGUUGGUGGUUCAUUCCGCUGUGGCGAUCUCAGAUUAAUAAAAGGGCUAAAGCAGGUCGCACACCAGAAGCACAGCUCAGUGGCGCGCCACGUAGCACCACGCAGCGCCAUACAUUUUAGAAUUCUAAACAUAGGUUUCUAUCAGGGUACACACACCGGCGCCGCAAGUCGGCGGCUGUCCGCAGCGCCCAGCCAUGACUCAGGACACUGUUCGUUUUUCUGCCACACCACAGAGCGCCAUCUGAAUAGUUCCAUUUAAAAUAGCAUGCGAAUGUGCGCAUCUGGUGUGCGAUACCUUCAACUGUCAUGUGCGCGCCGUGUCGCGUCGCCGAGCGGCCCUUCCGGUGUGCGACCUGCUUAAGCUGAAAAGAAAAUGAAUGAAUGUAUGUACUCUCCCAUUCACUGCGCUCUUAAGUUUACCCAACGAGGAUGACUACCACUACUGAGAAACCCGAAAAUAUGAAAAGAGUCUUCGUAUACAAGCGAACGCCACCAGACUUUCGCUCUCAUUCACUUCCAUUAAUUUUUAGAUAUUAAAAACAGCUCGUUAUGCUGCUUGAUGUUGAAACUGACAUAUUCUUAUUAUAUUAUUCUACUUUUUAUGGAUAGUCAUGAACACGCUUGUUUGUAGAGCAAGCCGUUUUCAGCUGAUUAUUAUUCCUGAUAUUAUUAUUAUUAGUCAUUUCUUCCAUAGGUAACUGAAUCGGUUCUAAAACAAUCGCAGAAUGCGAGCGCACUUCAGCAUUGAAGAAUAAGGUCAAUACUGAGGAUUAAACCUGUGGUUACAUUAGACUUAAAUUUUUUUAUUUUUUUUGGAGUUUUCUAAGGCGUCUAUUUUAAAAACGCAGUUGUGAUUUACCUAACUCUAACUCCAAAACCAGUAUUAUUCUGCUCAGCUAUAUUUUUGUCAAAAAUACACACAUGCUAAAUAAUAGAUGGUCAUUUUGUGUGUAAAUGUAUGUUUCUGAACAACUUUUGAACAUAAUUUCUAGCAAGAUCUUUGUAUUGCAGUAAUUAAAUUCUCUGUUUUGAUCAGUUUUGUGAGGUGACAUGGACUUGUCACGACAUACUGGUAGUUUUAGGGCAUUUUACAAUGAUAUAAUCUUGCAAAAUCUACCUGGUUCGGCUUUAAUGAGACACUGUGGCUUGGUAGCUAUUGUAUAUCUUCUAUGUGUACAUAUCUUCGUCUCUCCAGGGUUGCCAAGUCUGCAAUUUUACCAGUCGCACUUGUAUGCAAGUCAUGUAACGUAUACAGUGAUGUAGAAUAUGUAUUUUACAAAUGGGUGGUGGCAUGUUUUGAGUUUUGAUAUUAUUAAUUGGGCUAUUGUUUGACGUAUGAGACAUUAAUAUGCAGAUUUUAUACAGAAAUGCUGUUAGACCCACUGCCGUCAGAUAUAAGGUAUCUAUUCAUAAACCAAUGCAAUAUUUUUGAAUUAGUGUUUAACUGUAGCAGUGUAAAGGAAAGAUAUGUUAAGAUAUGUCAAUUCUUAAAAAUAUUUUAGCAUAAAGUGAAUACUGUUUUAUAUUACGGCUGUAUUUAAUGAUGUUAAGUUGUAAUUUUUUUGUGUUUAAAAUGCCAUCAUAUAUUAUCAUCUCAUGUAGAUUUUAAAUGGAGAUUUAGAAAAAAUAAACUUUAUUUUGAAAUAAAAAGUGCAUAAAUCAUGUCAUGAUAUUCUUUCAGCAUUCACA
Danio aesculapii is the source of this 7079-nucleotide messenger RNA. RefSeq names its product MALT paracaspase 1 (gene malt1). The coding region runs from base 180 to 2636 and encodes 818 amino acids. The transcript has 18 exons. Lineage: Eukaryota; Metazoa; Chordata; Actinopteri; Cypriniformes; Danionidae. Gene Ontology annotation, biological process: proteolysis. The record is from RefSeq and is a predicted model, not a curated record. Gene Ontology annotation, molecular function: cysteine-type endopeptidase activity.